This is a messenger RNA of Hypoxylon trugodes, 1834 nucleotides long. RefSeq lists its product as uncharacterized. Gene Ontology annotation, molecular function: DNA-binding transcription activator activity, RNA polymerase II-specific; zinc ion binding. The record is from RefSeq and is a predicted model, not a curated record. NCBI's taxonomy places the organism in Eukaryota, Fungi, Ascomycota, Sordariomycetes, Xylariales, Hypoxylaceae. The transcript is spliced from 2 exons. Gene Ontology annotation, biological process: regulation of transcription by RNA polymerase II. The coding region runs from base 93 to 1481 and encodes 462 amino acids.
CUUAUUCCUAUUUCAUUCUUGUCUUUUCCCAAAAGUCUUAUACGAGCCUAUUAAGGCCAUCGCGCGUUCUAAUCGCACUCCAUCGAAGCGUCAUGGCUUCGAAUCCAUCAUUUAUAAAUGCCGGCUCGACAAAAAGUGGAUCUCACUUAAAUGAUUUUACCAAUACGUUUGUCUUCUCAUCUGAGUCGAGUACAUCUAAGAAUCAGGUUCUUUCUGAGGUACCUAAGGCCCUAUCCGUCGAUCUAGACAGGCAACGUCGGGCCCAUCGGAAGUCUGGAUCAGGUUGUGAUAAUUGCAAGAGGCGACGAGUGAAGUGUAAUGAAGAAACACCUUGUGCAAAUUGUUCAAGGAGGGGAGAGCGGUGUUCGCGGGCGACUCGAUCCAAUCGAAUAGUGUCCGUCCCUCGAACAUCAGGGCCAGUCACAACUUUGACUCCCGGCUUCGGACCGACGGACGCUGUUGUGAAUCUCCAUCACAUGAAGUUAUUUCAUCAUUUCGAAACGUAUACGCAACAUACGCUUAUGUUAACUCCCGAGGUAUGGGAACAUGCAAUCCGACUAUCUUUCCAUUUUGAUUUUUUGAUGAAUGUUAUUCUGUGCGUUGCAGCACGACACCUUGCUUUCCUACAACCGGAGAACACCUCAUAUUCAAGAGCGGCAGCCAGCCAUCUAUCGCGAGCAUUACCUAGGUUCCGCUACGAAUUGUCUAACAACUUCAUCUUAACCCACAUUGACGCCUUUAUUUCAACUUCACUUCUACUUCAGUAUGAAGCAUGGGCUAGCACCGACAUUUCUUUUCCCCAAAACGAUGACAUCGUAUCGUUGGAUCCCACAAGAGACCGAGUCUUCGCUAUGGGAUCUAGCUUAAAAGAAGUUUUCUUGAAGAGUCUUCCUCUUCUCGCCGACCAGCCGUCGAAAUUCUUACCGCUCCUUCAGUAUAAUCCCGCGGACAAGCUUGUUGCAGUUGGGCGGAUUAACGAUAGCACGGUUGCUAAAUAUCUAGAUUUCUUUUCAUACGACAACCCACUUGAUAUGAAAUUUCUCAAUCCCCCUCCACCAUGUCCAAGAAGCAAAGAGAUGGCUCCGUAUAAUCCAUGGCGACAUUGUAUUCCUCACUCACAGUCCGAACCUGAUCUCGAUCCAAUUGCAGAUGGUUAUGCUCCUGUCAUCGCCCGACUUUGUAUCAUCCUAUCAUUUCUUCCUGAAGCACAGCCACCAAAUGACGACAAUACUGAGCCAAAUUUCUUUUCGGACUUGGCGAGAUAUGUUCUCUCCUUUCCAAUAGCUUGCUAUGGUCCCUUCUCUCCUAUGAUUCAGAAGGGAGACCCACGCGCGCUCUCUUUGCUCUAUCAUUUCUACCGUGCCGCGAGAAUAUUACUCCCCCGAGAUGAGUGUUGGUGGGCGCAAAAGCGUGCUGCGCUUUCCGAAAACAAUCUGAAGGAAUGGUUAACGAAAGAGAUUACCAAGCAAGUGGAUAGAUAAAGUUCAGUUACAUCUGCUCCACUCCUAGGCCAGUCUUUAGUCGAGUGGGGACAGUUGAUGAUGCAAUAGCAGCUUUCCCUUUUGGCUUCGUAUCGCUAUAAUAGGCUUAGGGUACUUCGGGGAUAAGAAAGGGGACCAGAAAGACGGGCAGAUACCAUAACACUUGAGAAUAGAAUAUUAACCGUUCUCUCCCGGCUUGAUGGCUUCUCAGACUUAUCAUUCAUAUUCUCAGAGUCAAACGAACAGUAUCAUGGUCGCACUCUCCAAGGUUAUUGCGUCGAACGAACGCAUCGCAUCCACGCUGCCUCCUAGCUUAGUAGCCGUCUUCGUCGGAGGGACCAGUGGUGUCGGCG